CAUUUUAAUAAAGCAUGGCUGGUAAACAAACUGUUGUUGACUCUGUUCUUGCUCAGAAUCAGACCGACGAACCUAAGUUCAAAUCAACCCAUGUGGAGAAUGCCGAAUUAGUAGAAAUAGAUGAAGGCCUUUUAUUAGCGUCAAAUGAAAAUAAAUUAGAUCUAAAAGAAUUCAGGUAACAGAGUUUCAAAAUUAUAUUUAUUGGAUGCUGACACUGAACUGAGUGUCACUGAGUCACGCACGGGCGACUCAAUGAGUGAGAGUGACUUCUCAUCAGUUUAAGUGUUCGUAAGUUAUUAUUUUCGCUACGACUUCACUACACCUGUCCGUAGCGUAGCCAGUCAGUUGGGGAGGAGGUAGUGCCAUUGUCAAUGUAAGUCUCAGUCAAUUGUGAGCCAGCACAUUUACUGUUGAAUGAUAAGGCAGGCUAAUUUUAGUAACUUCUUAAUCUUUUAGUUUACUUGUAACUUAGACUCUCAUCCUCACUGAACUCAUUUACUGAUUCAGGAAAUAAUUUUAACUUCAAAUAAGUAUGGCAGCUCAAGGUAGGGUAAAACCUUGUUAAAUGACAAUACCAAUCAUGUCUUGUGUUUUCCUUUUUCAGGUUAUACUCUACCAUGUAACUUGUGUGACUCAUUUCCUUUUACACAAACUGACCAGCUGAUCCUUGUCUCCCCCCACGCCCAUUUAUUGUGCUUCGCUGAUUCUUAUGAGUAUCAGGAGACUGUUUCACUAAAAUGAAAAAAAGGGAUCAGGGCCUAGUUUAAUUAUUAAAACAGCCUAAACCUAACCCUAUUCUUUAAUGAUAGUGUCACUGUCUGUAUGUUACUGUAAGUGUAAGUGAGCAUAGAAUUUCAGACUCUGACUAGAAUUAGAUUAAGGCAGAUGUUUGGUAGGUGCAGUAGCACCCUAAGCUUCAACUCUCAACAUCCAAUGGGCAAAUGGGUACAGCUAAAUGCUUCCUUCCUCACAAUGACCUGAGCCUAAGCAUAAUUCAUGUGCAGUUAAAUAUGCCAAUAACCUACCUGAUUCCCCACCCCCUCUUUGUUCUCAGUUGCUGGUUUUGACAUACAGCACACCAGAUAUUAUAGACACAUUUUAGAUUAAGUUUUUAUCAAAUGUAAUAUGAUCACCUUAGCGUGUUGUCUGCGAAAGGGAGGGAAUAACUUUGAAUAACAAGUGUAAAAUUUAUUACACAUAACGUAGUUGUGAUUGUUCAUUAAUGUACAGUAUUUCCUAACCUUUUCAAAAAUGACUAAAAUAGAGUUUGAUAGCAAAUAACGAUUAACAAAAUUUGCUUUAAUUUAUUUUACCUCCAGACAAAAACCUGAAGAAAUCCUAAAAAAUCUUGCCAGAGAUGCUACGCAAGUGCUAUUUAAUUCCUUAUGGCAGGUAACUGACAAUUUUAUACAAUUUGACUAUAAAUAUAAUAAAUUCUAAAGUAGUUUAAUUAUGGUUUAAAUUUUUACCCUUUUUUAUUUAUGUAGAUAUAUGUACUAAUAAAUAGUUAAAAUUUUAAACAUUUAAGAUAUACCAUAAUAAAUAUAAGAAAUUUCUCUUUUACAUUAUCUUAGCUGCCAGUUGAAAAAGUUGAGGGCCAUUUUCUCAUUAAGGUAAGCUUUAUUUUGCUCUGACUUGUUAGCUAACAUAAUUGUCAAAAUAAUGAAAUCUAAUUUUUUUUCCUUCUAAAUUUAUGGAUCAUGUUUGAAUUAUAAUAAAUUAUGUUUCCAAAAAUGUGUAGCUUUCUAAAAAAUUUAAAGAGUCAUAAAUAAGUAAAUUUAAUAAUAAUCAUGCAUGCAAUUGUAAUAAAAGACAAUGUUUCAAGGAAACUUAAUCAGGUGCUUAUUUUUCAUAGCUACCAGAAAUCAAGACAUGGUUGCCAAGAGAAAAACCGGUAGGCUGAUGAUAUACAAUUUAAAAAAAAAAUUCUUGGUUAUGGGUGGGAUGUUUUCACUAUACGAUAAUGAUAUUUAGAAUGCAUUUGAAAAAUUAAUAUUUUCAAUUUUGCUUUUAGGUAUAUCAGUAUUUUCAAUAGUACAAUUUUAUUUUAAAGAUCUUAUUCAGUGAAUUUUUUUUAUCCUUCUUUCUUCUCAUUCAGGUUCCUAAGAAAAAAGCAGUCACAAAAUGGCAAGAAUAUGCAAAGGUUAAAGGCAUUUUAAACACGAAAAAGUCUAGAAUGGUUUGGGAUGAAGCUUCAAAGGUACAUUCAACAAAUACUAUAACAAUAUUUAUUAUAAUUAUAACUGCAUUUCCUUUAUUCUACAUAAGAUAAGCUGAAAUGAUUCAUAGAGAUAAGAAUUUUAAGAAAUUUUGCAUUGGUGUUUGAAGCUAAUUAUAUUUUAUUUAAAAUUGACGACUCUAAGCCUUACUGACACCAAUUUUUUCAAUCUUAAUCAGUUCACUUUAAUUAAUUUUAUUAACUACAUUGUAAUCUCUCUUCAAAUAAGAAUAUCAUUUAAAAAGAGCUUAUUGAAAUAGUUUUAUUUUAUCCACUGGCAUGUUUAUUAAUCAUUAUCAGGAGUAUAAACCGCGUUGGGGUUACAAACGAGCUAAUGAUGAUACUAAAGAUUGGCUGAUAGAAGUACCAGUAAAUGCAGGUAAAAUUUUUAUUAUUAUUAUAUAAUAUUAUGUAUACAAUUUAUUUGUAGUUGAAAAAAAACAACAACUUGCCACAUAUUUCAAAUAAACAAAGUCUUAUCUGUUAAUAAUUUCACUACUGAGACACUUUUAACAUUGUAUGUGCAGACCCUAUGGAAGAUCAGUUUGCAAAAAAGAAAACUGCCAAGAAAGAAAGAGUUGCCAAGAAUGAACUACAGCGUUUACGUAACAUUGCAAGGUCACAAAAGUCAAAAGGUAAAUACGAUAGUAAUUUGUCACAAAAUUAAUAUUCCAGCUUCUCAUGAGCACCAUGUUUUGAUAAAUAAUCUUAUAUAACAAUAGUUUACAUUGUUUUUAAAGCUCACACUCUUACCGUUAAAUAUUAAUAUAUAGUUCGCUGCAUUCUGUUCACCAUUAAACUCAAGCUACAUUAUGUUUCAAUAAUGCCUUUCACUCAUCAGAAAAGCAAAUUAAUACAUUUUGUAACUUAAUUAGCUCCAGUGUUGAUUAUUUAAAAAGUCUAUAUGCAUUUGUAUUAUGACUUGGUUUUUAAGCUUUAACAUUCAGCCUAUGCAUGACAACAAACUUUAUUUUUUAUCAGUACCAGGAGUUGGGCUCACCCCUACUGAGCAGCCUAGCAAAGAACAUUUGGAGAAAGCCCUUGCAAUUGCCCAUAAAUCAACAGCUUCAAUAGGCAAAUUUACAGAUAGAUUGCCAAAAGAGAAGCCAUCAAAAUAUACAGGCAAAAAAAGAAAGGUAUAAUUUGAAUGGGAAUCUUUCAUAGUUUUCUCAACAUAUACAUUUUAUUCUUAUUUAGUACCGUACUGCAAUGCCUAAGCCCAGUGGUUCCCACAUGGGCACUGCUGCUUCUUGACACGGGUGCUCAAAGUUUUCAUAAUCAUUAAUUUAAUUUAAUGAGACAGGAUGCAACAUCUAGAACUUAAUAAUUGCUUUCACAAGCCUCUACAAAUAGUAACUGGAUGGUGCUCUAAAAUUUAGUUAACUAGCCGUUUGAGUAAUUUCUCAAAAUUUCUUGGUCUCAUGCAGUCUUAGCUUGACAUAUGACGCCUUGAGAAAAACCUGGAUUAAGCAAGGGCAAAGGGAAUCAAAGAGGUUAUGGAACAAUAGCCUUAGCUGACCGGUUUAAAAAGUAUUUUAAUAAUUUUAGCGUAGAAGCUAAACUAAUAUUAAAGAAUAGGGGUGUGCCGGAUCCGUUUUUUCCAACCGGAUCCGGAUUUUCUUAUGCGAAAUCCGCCGGAUCCGGAUUCCGGUUUCUCCCGGAUUCCGGAUUUUGGUACUAUUGGUAGAUACUUCGGUAAGUCAAGGUGGACUACUACUUUUUGUGUAUGGGAAUUCGCAAUCGGCGCCAAAAAAUCCGAGUUUUUAAUUUUCCGAUGUGUGUGUCUAUUUAUUAUUAAAUUAGUACUUUCGAUAUAUAUUUGAGUUCCGUUCCAUUUGGAUAAGUGUCUUACGAGAGACGCCAUGUUUCUACGCGUUCGCAGCAGGUUAUGCAGCUCGCUCAACCUAAUUUCGCCAUGGGGUUGGCCACGCCCCCCUUUUUAAUGGCGGAAGUUGACGAUACUUAGGAAAUAUUAAUUUAUUAUCACUAUUUACAUCAAAAUAAUUGAUAACUUGUGUUUCAGAAUGCAUUUAAAGACAUUUAAACUGGAAUGUUUUAAUUUGAGCUUUAACAACCCGGUAGAAUCCAUAUUAUAAAUGAUCAGAAUUUACCGUGUGCAACACGUUGUCAUUGGCAACCAUUCACAGCCACUUGCAUAACUGUAUCGUAGUACUACCUCAGAGUUUCAUUCAUAAGAGUUUGCCGUGUGCAAAAACUAUUAAACCAUUGGUCAGGGAAAGCUUUAAUUAAUUAUUCAUGUGCCAAAGUUGAAAGUUUAAACUAAGUCUAAACAGUAUUUUAGUGAUAAGGCAGGGAAUGCGUUGCCUUAUAUAAACUAUAUAGUCAUUGCGCAUGACGGGAUUGGUGGAAUGAGAUCACAGAAUGUGGAGAUGCAGUCCAUGUUAAAAAAUGACAAACCAAGUCGUACUUUAAAAAUUCAUAACUUUAAAACUACAACAGCUAAAAAUAUGAUUUUGGUGUUAUAAUUCUUUAAAAAAUUACAUCUUUUCAACUAUGCCAUUGGUUUAUUUUUACAAAAAGUUUAAAUUUUCUUAUCAAAGUCCCUACACUAUUGGCCACUAUUAGCGGUGCUGACUCUAGCCUCUGGUAUGUACGGAAUAUUAAACAUUAAACAAGCUCAACGCUCGAAACAAUCGAUUAAUGUAUCGUGAUCGUGUGAAAUUCGGGAAAGAGAAUUACUUUUAUUUCAGAUUAUGAUCCGGUGAGUCACAAAAUCUGGCAAAUUCCGAAAUCCGGUAUAUUCCGGAAUCCGGUUGUUCCGGAUACAUGUAAAUCCGGCGGAACCGGAUUUCACCGGAUAGUGCAAAAUCCGGCGGAACCGGAUUCCGGACCGGGGUCCGGCACACCCCUAUUAAAGAACAUUUUUUUUUUAUCUGACCUGCAUGUUCGUUUUAAAAGAAAAAAGUGAAAUAAAUUAUUUUCUCAUUUCUGAAGCUAGUUUUUGGAUUCUAAUUCUUAUGGUACACUUAUAUCUACAGUUUGAGCCAUCCAUUGGGAAUCUUAAAUCGGAGAAAGAAAAACAGUUGAAAAUUCUUGACAUUCAUUCAAAGAAGAUUCCUAAAAUAGAUGUCACAAAAGCAGCAAACAGGGCACUAAGACAAGAAGAAGAAGAAAGGUAAAUUACUGAAUGCAACCAUGUGAAACAUAUUGAGAAUUUGUUUAAUUUUGUCAUUUUUAAGCACCUUAAAAAUAAAUUGUACAUCUGUUAAGAAUCCUAUAAAGAAAGUAACCUUAAAAUUUUUUUUUUUUUUUUUGGUUCAUAUUAUUCACAGGUAUCUGUAUCCUUGCAUUAAAUUUCAGUAGUAUAGUUUAAUAGUAAAACGAUUUCUCAGAUGUAAUGUAGUCAAAAUAAUUUCUUUUCAGAUCAAAAGCUGCAGAGAAAAAGAGCAGAAAAACACCCAAGAAACAGCGUGGGAAAAAGGCUUCUUUAGGGUUGGGUAAAAGUGGUGGGAAAAUAAGAAAAGGUGGGGGAAACAAGAAAACUAGAGGCAAGAGGAGGAUGUAAAUGCAACAAUGUUUAAAGUUUGAUUCAGCAAUAAAAAAUAUAUCUUAAUAAUUCGUAGGUGUUCGAAGACAUUUAUUUUUAGUUGUUUAAGUUGGAAGAGAGUGGCUACCACUUUUCUAGAAAAUUGAAUGAGUAGGUCUCCAUCUUGUUACCGUAAUUUCAGUAUUAAGAAAAAAAUACAUACAUUUAUUUAUAUUUUACUUUGCAUCAUAAUUCAAGUUCUCUUUAUUGUUAAGAGGAGAGUUUUCAAAACAAGCAAGGUACAGUUUGUA
Molecule: messenger RNA, 6016 nt
Organism: Lymnaea stagnalis (great pond snail)
Lineage: Eukaryota; Metazoa; Mollusca; Gastropoda; Lymnaeidae
Source: the annotation of a GenBank genome assembly